This is a messenger RNA of Pyrus x bretschneideri (Chinese white pear), 1811 nucleotides long. RefSeq lists its product as uncharacterized. The record is from RefSeq and is a predicted model, not a curated record. Bases 316 to 1548 code for a protein of 410 amino acids. The transcript has 2 exons. NCBI's taxonomy places the organism in Eukaryota, Viridiplantae, Streptophyta, Magnoliopsida, Rosales, Rosaceae.
UUUUUGAACGCUUUUAUGUGACUUUUUUGAGGCUUCAAAGGUCGAAUUUUGUUUUUGGAAUUCUUUGGCACGAUCUUGGUUGCUGUGCUUACCUUUCCCUGUUUUGCUCCUUGGAUUCGUUGGUAGAAUAUAAUCUAUCUGUGUAGAAAAGUAGGUAGCUUUAUUGGACUGUGCAAAUAUCUUUGCAUUAGUGUGAAAGGGUUUGCUUCUUAUUAAGUUUGGAGGAGCUUACUGGAAAAGUGCUUUUCUGGGGUUUCUGGCUUGUUUUGGUUUAUGUGACGGAUUUCAAGGUUAACUUCCUAGGUGUUUAUUAGCAUGGAUUCUCCUCAAUCUGUUGUGUCUCCAUUCAAAAGCUCUGUUGCCGAGCCUGAGAAGCAGUUCAUUUGUACCAAUGGGCCUGUAUCCAAUGGAACUGAUGCCAAUAUAGAUAGUAACUCAGAGAACUUCAUUGGUGUUCUCGAGGUUUACGUUCAUCAGGCUAGGGACAUCCAGAACAUCUGCAUAUACCACAAGCAAGAUGUCUAUGCUAAGCUAUGCCUGACGAGUGAUCCUGAAAAAACAGUCUCCACCAAGACCAUUAAUGGUGGUGGUAGAAAUCCAGUCUUCAAUGACAAUGUCCAGCUCAAUGUUCGGACUGUUGAUUCCUCCCUCAAAUGCGAGAUUUGGAUGCUGAGCAGGGUCAAGAAUUAUCUUGAAGAUCAGUUGCUGGGGUUUUCUUUGGUGCCUUUGUCAGGGGUCCUCGUUAAGAAUGGGAAGUUAGAGAAAGAGUUCUCUCUUUCUUCAAAUGAUCUGUUUCAUUCCCCAUCAGGGUUUGUCCAGUUGUCCCUCUCAUACACUGGAGAUCUGCCAGAAGUAAUGUCCCUGGCCUCAAAUCCUAUUGUGCAGGACUCGGAGAUAGCUGAGUCAUGUGAAUUAGAUAGGUUAGAGUUCCCAGAUCCGAACAUUGACAAUGAAGACCAGAGGAUGGUUUCAGAGUACAUUAAGAUCCCAUCUUCUGAGUUUGAGUCUCAAAGCUCUGACAGCUUUGUCACGGCUGACACUGAAACUCAGCCUAGUUACAAAGUGGGUGUUCAUGCUGUAGAAAGCUUGUCGACUGCUACUAUUGAGUCUGCUCAUGUUCGGAAGCUUGAUUCUCCCCCAAGCAGUGUGUCAACUAAUGGUGUAUCAUCUGCGUCGGGUCAUACAAGCUCAGAGUCAUAUGAUGCUCCAUCAGCUUUGAAAUCUCCAAAUCAAGAACAAGUUUCAGCUUCGGAAGAGAAGAAAGUGGAUAAAGAUGGUGAGAUUAAUUCGUCUGAUGCGGUGCCGAGUGAUACAUUUGAGAAGCCUACUGUCACAGUCACCGUUCCAGAGCAUACGGCGGUGCAGCAGGAUUUUGUAGACAUGUACAUGAAAAGCAUGCAGCAAUUCACUGAAUCGUUGGCGAAAAUGAAGCUUCCUUUGGACCUUGAAUCACCAACCAGUUCAGGAAACUCGAGCACUGAUCAGAAAAUAGAGACACCAAAGAGCAGUGGUUCCCGUGUGUUUUACGGUAGUAGGGCGUUCUUCUGAUCUUCCGUUUCACUUGUUCGGAGGGAAAAAAAACAGGUGACUCUAGAUUUUAGAUUCCUCGUACUUAUGUAUAAUAAUGCUCUAUGUAUUGUGUUGUUUCCCUUUGUAUGUUGAGUUGCUUUAGAUGACACGAGAAUCUUGACGUACCGGUUACAAGCUUUUGUUCUAUCACCAACCUUGUAUUAGUAACUUCUGUUACAUCUUUCCUCUUUGUAUCUACUUUUAAUUUUACCUUAAUUAUUGUGAUAUCGAAUUCCGUCUAA